AUGAUUACUUCAUCGCAGAAUCGCUACUGCUCGUCCAAAGCUCCUCAGGACGAUAUUAAUAUUUCCUUCAGCUUGAAAGAAAUGUUCCAGAAAGUAGAAAACACCCAAGAAAAGCAGAUAAAAAUGCUGAAGGAGAACAACAAGAUAAGUCUGGAAGCAACCAAAGCAGAGCUCAGAGCUGAGAACAGUUCAGAGUUUCGAGCAAUGCUAAUGCACAUGAAAAUUCUCAUCGGAAUCGGUUUGCUCCUCAUCGGGAAUGCAGCAGCGUUUUACAUGAGCUGA
Auanema sp. JU1783 is the source of this 282-nucleotide messenger RNA. NCBI's taxonomy places the organism in Eukaryota, Metazoa, Nematoda, Chromadorea, Rhabditida, Rhabditidae. The record is from the annotation of a GenBank genome assembly.